Mucor mucedo is the source of this 1221-nucleotide messenger RNA. RefSeq names its product WD40-repeat-containing domain protein. NCBI's taxonomy places the organism in Eukaryota, Fungi, Mucoromycota, Mucoromycetes, Mucorales, Mucoraceae. Gene Ontology annotation, molecular function: protein binding; RNA binding. Gene Ontology annotation, biological process: mRNA 3'-end processing. Gene Ontology annotation, cellular component: mRNA cleavage stimulating factor complex. The record is from RefSeq and is a predicted model, not a curated record. Bases 1 to 1221 code for a protein of 406 amino acids. The transcript is spliced from 5 exons.
AUGAAUUCAAACCGUAUAACAGAAGACGAGGUUUUAUCGCUUGUGAUUAGUCAAUUGGUUGCGUAUGGCUAUUCCGCUGUAGCUCAAAGUGUGGCUGACGCGACAGGUGCAACUACCGACAUGAUGCCAAGCGCAAGGCUCUCCGAACUUUUACAAAUUGCCAAAGACAAAAACGAGGAGGAAGAUUCAGACGACGAUUAUUCUGGAAAGGACUUUGAUCGUGAAUCACCUAGGGAAGACAUGGAUGUGCACAUGAAUGUAUCUGGCUUUGACGUGGAGUCUAUGCGUAAUGCCCAGCCCAAGACGGCACCGGAAUACAACCAGUUAUAUUACACGCAACACAAAGGACCUUGUAGAACAGCUAUUUUCAGUGGGGAUGGACGGUUUGCAGCAACCGGGUCUCAUGAUUCCUCGCUGAAAUUGCUUGAUGUCAAUAAAAUGAAGAAUCGGUCAGGGGAUGCAGGGGAUAAACCCGUGAUUCGUACAUUGUAUGAUCAUUUGGAGCCAGUCAAUGAUCUUAGUUUUCAUCCCAACGGACUUGUCUUGGCCAGUUGUUCUAAUGACCAAAGUAUUAAAUUGUUUGACUUGUCCAAGACGGGUGUCAAGAGAGCAUUUCGAUAUUUGCAGGAUGCACAACCUGUCAACUCCAUUUCUUUCCAUCCUUCGGGAGACUUUUUAUUAGCGGGUACAAAAGAUGCUGCAGUGCGAAUUUACGACGUAAAGACACUUCAAUGUUAUACAAAUUCAAGUAAUGCAGAUAUGCAUCGUGGAUCUAUUUCGCAAAUCCGAUACUCCAACACGGGUAAGAUUUUUGCGACCUCAUCAUUGGACGGCACUGUACGUAUUUGGGAUAGCACUACUUCGCAUUGUAUUAAGACAUUGGAUGGAGCGCAUGGUGGAACAGCUGUUUCGAGUGUAAGAUUUACCAGCAAUGAGAAAUAUUUGAUGACGGCAGGAUUGGAUAGUACUGUGCGAUUAUGGGAUAUCACCAGUGGCAAGGUGCUGAUGGAGUAUAAGGGACAUGAGCAGCGAUUACAAAUGUUACAGCCUUCGUUCAAUUACAAUGAAGAUUUCAUCAUGAUUGGUGAUGAAUCCUCUACAGAUGUCAUUUGCUAUGAUACACAAACGGGUGCCUUGGUGAAGAGAAUCCCAGGUCAUAACAAUCUUGUGAGAUGUGUUGCUGCAUCACCUGUGGAUAAUGGCAUUUUGACAUGCAGGUAA